UCAUGGGGCCCCCGGGCAAUAGGAGAUCAUGGGGCUCCUGUGUCCUUGCCCUAAUUCAAAAAAGCCUAUGAAAAAAGGUACCAGGGGCAUCUCAUGGGGCCCCCUACUGACCCCGGGCCCUUGGGCAGUGCCCAAGUUUCCAAAUGGUCAGUCCGGCCAAGAAAAUGUAAUUUUUAUGGCUGGGGUGGACAACUAGCCAGUGAGACACUUCGUAAAAAGCCUCCCACUAGAACACAACUCAGAUUUAGGGCACAUUGAUACAAACAGAGAAGGUGAUAACUUUAAUAAGCCUCAGACCAGAUUGAUACACCCUUGAAAAAAACACA
Messenger RNA from Staurois parvus, 326 nucleotides. The record is from the annotation of a GenBank genome assembly. Lineage: Eukaryota; Metazoa; Chordata; Amphibia; Anura; Ranidae.